AUGGAGUGUGUUUCGCCCUCGCAGUGCCGCAAUAAUACACUGAAACAAUUCGGGGCCUUCAACCGUGUGGAUUGUAACAGGAAUCAGAUCUGCUGUCCCAUAGCUAAUAAAAUCGAAGUGGACAGUGGCCAGUGGCCACAGUGCGGCUAUCGAUUAGAGAAUGGGAUUCCACAAGCCACUGACCGUCGGAUAGCUGAGAACGAGGCCAAUUUCGCAGAGUUUCCCUGGAUGGUGGCCCUGCUGAGGCGAGAGGAUCCGGUGCUGACCAUGUAUGUGGGCGGCGGCUCCCUGUUAACACCGCAGGUCGUACUAACAGCGGCUCAUAAGGUGCUGAAUAUAUCGGAGAGCGAACUAAUCGCCAGAGCUGGCGAAUGGGAUCACCAGACAGCAGAGGAAGCCUACCUCCAUCAGGAUCGCAACGUACAGCUCAAGAUCAUCCACAAGCGAUUCGAUGCGCAAUCGAAGGCCAAUAACAUAGCAUUGCUGCAGCUGCAGGUCGCGUUCGUGCCGAGUCCCCACAUAUCGCCCAUCUGUCUGCCCGAUGCUAGCGAAACCUUUGACAACCGUCGCUGCAUCAUCACGGGCUGGGGCAAGAGCCUGGACAACCGCAAUGACUACCAUCACGUUCUCAAGAAGAUCGUCGUGCCCGUUCUCUCGCGCAGCCGCUGCAAUGACAAACUGCGCCAGAUAUACAAUCCGUUCUUCAAUCUCGACUACGGUCACAUUUGCGCUGGCGCCGAGAAGGGCAUCGAUGCUUGCCUGGGCGACGGCGGCAGCCCGCUCGUCUGCCCCAUCCCGGGCAGCCCGAACCGAUACCACCAGGCUGGCAUUGCUGUCUGGGGCAUUGGCUGCGGCCUGGAGAAUGUGCCCGCUGGCUAUGUGAAUGUGCCGCACUACAUACCCUGGAUUCAGCAGGAGCUCAAUAAGCUGGGCAUCGAUUUGGAAUACAACAGAGCUUAG
This is a messenger RNA of Drosophila navojoa, 960 nucleotides long. Its product is annotated as phenoloxidase-activating factor 2. Lineage: Eukaryota; Metazoa; Arthropoda; Insecta; Diptera; Drosophilidae. The record is from RefSeq and is a predicted model, not a curated record. Gene Ontology annotation, molecular function: serine-type endopeptidase activity. Gene Ontology annotation, biological process: proteolysis.